AUGCGUAGUCCUGCCCUUCUCGCGCUCGCCCUGGCGGGGACGGCCGCCGCCGUCAACGGCUCCGCCCACUGCCACUGCCAGCCCUCGCAGCCCUGCUGGCCCUCGCCAGAUGCCUGGAAUCGCCUCAAUGCGUCCCUGUCUGGCCGUCUGGUCGCCCUCCGACCCGUCGCCGCUGUAUGCCACGAUCCCGACUACGAUGCCGCCGCAUGCGCGCAGCUGCAGGCGAACAGCAACAACUCGGCCUUCCUGGCCGCCCAGCCCGGCGCGCUGCAGUGGGAGAACUGGGCUGCCUGGCCAGCUCGCGGCCAGCAGUGCUACGUCGAGACUGGGCGCUCCGUGCCGUGCGGACAGGGCCGUAUCCCGCUGUACUCGGCGCAGGUCGAGUCCGUCGAGGACAUCCAGACCACCGUGCGCUUCGCGGCCGCGAACAACAUCAAGCUGACCAUCCGGAACACCGGCCACAGCUUCCUGGGCCAGUCCAGCGCCCCGAACUCGCUGCAGAUCGACACCAGCCGUCUCAAUUCCAUCUCCAUCGUCGACUCCUGGACACCCCAGCUGCCGCCGGGCGUUCACGGGCCUCCGCCGCAGGGCGUGCCCGCCGCGACGUUCGGCGCCGGCGUCCAGAUGCACGGAGCCUACACGGCCCUGAAUAAAGCUGGCCGCAUUAUCGCCGGCGGCUCGUCCAGCACCGUGGGCGUGGCCGGCGGAUUCCUGCAGGGCGGCGGACAUGGCAUCCUGGGCCAUCUCGCGGGCAUGGGAUCGGACAACGCGCUGGAAUUCACCGUCGUCACGGCCAACGGCUCCGUGGUCACGGCCAACUCGUACCAAAACCAGGAUCUCUUCUGGGCCCUGCGCGGCGGUGGCGGCGGUACCUGGGGCGUGGUCGUCAAUGCCACCGUCAAGACGUAUCCCGACUACCCUGUCACCGCAGCGUCUAUCGGCUUCACGACUGCCCAGCCCAGCGCGGCCUACUGGGCGGGCGUCGAGGCGUGCAAUGCGCAUCUGGUCUCGCUCAACGACCAGGGCGCGACGGGCUACUACUACAUCACGCCGUACUCGCAGGUGUCGGCCAACUCCACCGUUGCCACGUUCAACCUGUACCUGUUCUUCGUCAACCAGACGGAUACGGGCUUCGUCAACCGCACGCUCGCGCCUAUGCUGGCGGCCAUGCAGCAGGCCACGGGCAUCGCGCCCACGGUCGACAUUGGCACGGUGCCCACGAUGACGUCGCUGAUGCUGUCCAUCUUCCCGGGGGCGGACAGCGACGGGUAUCUGGUGCUGCUGGGGUCGCGGCUACUGUCGCGGUCGUUCCUGGGCUCGUCGACAGGGCCGGCCAAGAUGGCGCAGACGUUCCAGCGCCUGGGCCUCCAGCCGAUGGAGUACAUCCAGGGCUUGCUCGUGGCAGGCGGACAGGUAGCCGCCAACGCCGGGGUGGUAGACAGCGCGCUGAACCCAGCCUGGCGGACUGCAGCGCUGCAUCUGAUCUUCAUCCGGGCGUGGAUGGCGAACAUGCCGCUGGCGACGCAGAAUGUGCUGGCGCAGAAGAUCACAAACGUCGACAUGCCGCUGCUCGAGGCGCUGGAGCCGGGUCCCAUGGCGGCGUAUCCCAACGAGGCCAACGCCUACCAGCCCAAUUUCCAGCAGGUAUUUUGGGGCGACAACUAUCCCAGACUGUACAAGAUUAAGCAGGCGGUCGAUCCGACCAAUCUCUUCAUCUCGCGGCUGGGUGUGGGUAGUGAGGAUUGGGAUGAUGAUGGGGCGUGCCGGAGACAUUAG
Rasamsonia emersonii CBS 393.64 is the source of this 1776-nucleotide messenger RNA. Its product is annotated as FAD/FMN-containing dehydrogenase. NCBI's taxonomy places the organism in Eukaryota, Fungi, Ascomycota, Eurotiomycetes, Eurotiales, Trichocomaceae. The record is from RefSeq and is a predicted model, not a curated record. The coding region runs from base 1 to 1776 and encodes 591 amino acids. Gene Ontology annotation, molecular function: oxidoreductase activity; FAD binding. The transcript has 2 exons.